GGUACAGUAGGUCACUGGGUCAUCAGCCUGCAAGAGUCCGCUUCAUAAUAAGUCAAGAGAUAAGUGAGGAAGGGCCGCCACACCCCCCGGAGGCAACAGGUUCUUCUAACACAGCCUAACUGUGCCCUCCAGUGGACUCGUCCAGCGCUUAUCGGCGCCAUCGGUAAUCGAUGUCCAGAGUUUUUUUUUCGCUCUUUGGUUUUUCAGUGCGGAUUACAAUCAGGUUUUGUCUUCUUAUCAAGAUGUUCCCAGCAGCAAAAUGUUGCUUGGAUUUGGACUUUGUUCUGAGGAAAUGCAGCAGCAUUUCUCUAUCAGCCAUUCCCUCUCCUCAGUGAAGACGCAGCGGGGCAGUGCGCUUGGUUGGGCAGCGCUGAAGGAAGAAAAGCGUGGAGAGGAAGAGUUCACCAAACUCAGAACAAAAGGAUUUGGGGAUUUAUUUGUCCGCUUUCAAGGGUCACCUCCACAGUGCCACUUUGGUCUGGGCUGAGUGAAAGAGCAACAAGCACCUGCAGGGCCCCAUCAGUGGCCCAAACCCCAUUACUGCAGUAUGGGCAACUUUUCCAGCAAAGAUGGCCAUGGACCCACAGGGGCCCAUGGGGAUAGUUUCCACACUCCUCCUGCUUCUCCGCAGAGUGAUGGGCCUGCUUUCAUGCCCGGUGUCCCCCAGCUCCUUCACCCUACCUCACCUCAACCUUCCCCUGUAGCUCCGGUUUCAUCUCCACCUUCACUCCCAGUCCUCACAUCCAGUGGGAAGAAAGCACAAUACCGCACCACCCCUACCACUUCCAGUCCCCCUCGUGAUUGUAGGCCUCAUCCACCUGUCAGCUCAGAUAUCUCCGCCAUUGUCCCUGGAGUUAGCCCAGUGCACAACAAGCCAGGAAGUACUGUGGUUAAAGGACAAGCCGCUUUGGGGAGGAAUGGGUGUCCUCCUACCUCCACCCCUCGGUCUCAAGUCUCCCAGGGGAAGACUGUGGCCAUCAGCCCUACAAAGAGCCCCUCUUCUCUGUGUAGUGCCUCACCUGUGGUGGGCAGCUCUUCGGGGCAGAACUGGAGCGAAAGGGACAGCGGUCUGAGUCAGUCUUUACUGCCCGGUCACAAAGCUGGGGACAACCAGGGUGAGGAACUGGAGAAGCUGCUGGAGGAGUGUAGGACAACACUGGGUAUCACUGCCAGUCAGGAUGGGGCCACAAACUCAGCAGAGAUACUGAAGCAUCUACUGACAGAAGUGAAGAGUUUGAAGAGUACUUUGCAGACGGAGCGUGGGGAAUGGCUACAGUUCCAGGCUGACCUACAGGUGGCAGUGUCAGUGGCAGACCGUCUGAGAGCCGAGGCAGAAGAAGAGCUGACUGCGUUCCGAAUGGCGCACAAAGAUGUCGAGAGGGAGCUGGCUUCUGCCCAGCAGAGACAGAAGGAGGCUGAUAUGAAACUGGUCAUCCUGAGAGGGGAGUUAAAGGAGAGCAGGCAGAGACUGGCUACUCUCAAACAGGCUCAUGACAAAACUGACACCCAGACUCCAUGUCAGGAACCAGAGAGGCCCAAUGGAGAACCAGCCAACAGCUCUGAAAGCAAAGAAGGGACCCAGAGGGGCAGGGAGGGGGGGGUGUACAGGUUGGGGCGAGAUGAAAGUAGGAGUCAGAAUGAAUUGACGAAGAAUGCUGCAAGCGAGGAGGCCAGAACAGACUGUAAAGGUGUGACUAAGCAUUACCUGAGAAAUGUGACAAAUGAGGAUAGGAGUGGAGAGGAGGUGCGAUCCAGUGAGACACAAAGGACGCUAACCACAGAGAGGUCAAGCCUGUCCAGAUUACCUGCUUCCUCAGACUCCUCCACCGUGCAGAAUGGAACUUCCCAGUCCAAUACUGCCUCAACAGUUGGACCUACAAACAAGAACUUGGGGCAACUAAGAGGCCGAAGAAGUCUGGAUUGGCAAGACAGCAAGUUAAAUACUGACACAGGAAAACGUGAGGAGUCUCUAAACAAGUACAACUCUGCCCUGACUGAGCUGCCUCCCAAGUCCCAGGAUGGUUUCAACCUGCUGCUGCGUCGCCAUGGAGGCUCGAAGAGAAACUCUCUGCUCCGCUGGUGUCAGAGCCGAACACAAGGCUACAAGAAUAUUGACAUCACAAACUUCAGCAGCAGCUGGGCCGAUGGUCUCGCCUUCUGUGCUGUCUACCACACUUACCUCCCCUCACACGUCCCUUACAGCACUCUUACUCCUGAGAACAAGAGGGAGAAUCUCAGUCUGGCAUUCAAAACAGGAGAGACUGUUGGGAUUACACAAACCCUGACAGUAGAGGAGAUGCAGAGAGCAGGCGGUCCUGACUGGCAAAGGGUCCUGAGCUACGUGGAGAGCAUCUACCGUCACUUCGAGAUGUGACUGCUGGAGGUACUGACUGACAAUCCCACCAUAGUGGAUCCUUAAGGACUCUUCAAAGGAAUCAAUAUAAGUUGUUUAUAAUGAUGGCUCCCUAAAUGCUAUACUAUACCUUUGUUGGGUGUCUGGAAACUGGAGAAACCGAUGUUCUUCUGUUAGCAAAAAAAUACAUUCAGAGCUACAAUUUGCAGUUUUUUUAAAAUUUCAAAAUAAUAUUUUGCUUACGUUAAAGUGCAACAUCAGCUUUGCAUAAUCUGGUCGUUUCCAUUAAUUAUAAAUGUGAAUUUACAGGUGCUGGUUCAGGCAAGAAAAAGAGUGUAUUAAUAGUGCAUUGCACAUACUUAGAGUGUUUACUGAAUAAUAAGUACCGUUACAGUCCAGAAUGAAGAAUGAAUGCAUUAUAAUUACAUACAAACAAAUUUUCACAGCCAAGCAGAUGUGUUUGUAACACUGGACAAAAAUCUUUCCUGUUCAGCUCUUUUGUUAAAGACAUGUUUUAUCACUAAAUUGUUAAAGAAUAUACACAUUGAUACGAUGAAGACUUAAUGUCGAAACAUAAAAGAUACUUUGGAAAUUUUAAUUUGCUGCUGUGGAUUGAAGUUCCUUCUGCUUGGUUUCCUGUCAUACGAUUCAGAAAAUGUCGUCUGACCAGGUGGAGGCUAUGGAAGUGACGAGUUUAUCAGAUUGAGUCAAAUGUGCAGAGGUGAGAAUCUGACCAACUGAGAAGGAGGGGAAGGAUUAACAAAACGCUGCCUUUUUCAUACAAAAAGUUACAUAGUGUAGCUUUAAAAAUGAAGACCAUCAAUGACCACCAUAUAAAUUCAGAAUAUCUGAAUCUUUUUUUAUAGCAUCCCUUUGAGGCAGGUGUAUGUACAGGUAGAGUUGCUGUAAAUGUCUCCACACUGGUACUUCACUGUCCAAAAGUACUGUAUUACAUCAUGUCCUUCAUCAAAUCAGCAGUCCUUAAAUUGCACAUUGUUUUAUCUGCCAAUAUGUUUUGCCUUUUAACCUUGUCUGCUCUGCAAAUACUUUUUCCUGGACCUUUUAACACUCUGUAAAUAUGCACUUUUGUCAGCACUUUGUUGGUGAAAUAAUGUACAGUACAGAUGUUACACAGCUGCUGUAGUCUUCGGAGAUCUCUAUAGGCAUUCAGUAGCAAGGCUGCAGACCAGUCAGAAGAUUUGACAGGUUCCAAUUUUUUUUCUCACAGAAACAGACAAAACAGUGAGUGUGUGACAAUGAUAAAACUCUAAAAAGUGCCUCCAUGUUAAACACAAGUGUGCCAGUGCUGUUUAGGUGCUUAGGGAUGUGCAUCACAGGAGUGACAUAGAGCAAAAGCAAAUACAAGCCUCCACAGGCUUUCAUAUCCUGUUGCAACAUCAUCUCAUGUCACACCUACAUCCUCACAGAUGCACAAACACACCUCCAUACUACACCAGUGCUGAGAAACUAAACUGGUUUUGUUUAAAGCAGAGUUUGUUGACAAAGUCGUACGUGCCAAAUGUUGUUUUCCUACUCCUAUUUGUGGAAAUAGACCAUUGUAAAACAUGUUUAUAUGUAACUAGUGUGAAAGAAAGUAUACCAAAGAAAUAUGUUAAUAUGAAGCAAAUAAAACUGUAUGGGUGUUGUGUAACCCAGUGACUUUCACAGAAAA
Messenger RNA from Siniperca chuatsi (mandarin fish), 4025 nucleotides. Its product is annotated as cytospin-A. Gene Ontology annotation, molecular function: protein binding. NCBI's taxonomy places the organism in Eukaryota, Metazoa, Chordata, Actinopteri, Centrarchiformes, Sinipercidae. The coding region runs from base 548 to 2374 and encodes 608 amino acids. The transcript is spliced from 12 exons. The record is from RefSeq and is a predicted model, not a curated record.